Messenger RNA from Monodelphis domestica (gray short-tailed opossum), 5434 nucleotides. It is a transcript of the gene SNTN, whose product is annotated as sentan, cilia apical structure protein. NCBI's taxonomy places the organism in Eukaryota, Metazoa, Chordata, Mammalia, Didelphimorphia, Didelphidae. Gene Ontology annotation, molecular function: protein binding; transition metal ion binding. The record is from RefSeq and is a predicted model, not a curated record.
UGUUGGCUUCCCCUAGUUGCAGUUGCUUAGGGAUGCUGAAGUACAACAAGAGACUAGAGAAUGUGUGGCUGUACUGUGAGCACCAAGGAUCAAAAGUCUCCCUCCAAAGGGGAACCCCAUCCUUCGGCAUCCCCUACGGCAACCUCCGUGCCUCCGAAGAUGCUGAAAAGCAUUCCGAUAUCCAAACAGCUCUCUUCUGUGAAAGCUCUGGGGAAGAGCUCAGACCUGGAGAAAGCCUUUGCUACUGCAGCUCUGAUUUAUAAUAACUCUUCUGACCCAGAUGGUAAACUCAGUAAAGCUGUUGCGAAAAACUUACUGCAGACCCAAUUUAUGAAUUUCAUCCAGGGUCAAGAAAACAAACCCAAGUACAAAGAGAUCCUUUCAGAGUUUGAGGAGCAAACAGAGAGUAAACUGGGUUUUGAAGAUUUCAUGAUCUUACUCUUAAGUGUUACCCUGAUGUCAGAUCUGCUCCAAGAAAUCUGGACACCAAAAGUCACCAAGUGAAAUGGCAUGUCAGAAUGGCUAGAGAACAUCCAGUCAGUGGCAGGUGGUGGUUAAGGGUGCUGCCACCUUGUUUUUGAGCAAUUGCAAACUUGUCAAAGAUGUAAAGCCCAUUAUAAAAACAAAAAACUCCUGAUGGGGGCAGUUUUGUUACAUAUCAGAUCCAAUCUCUCAUAUCCCCAGUGUUCCAUCACUUCUUUCUCCCUUUAAUGGUGGAAGUCUGAAAUUGACCUUUAUACCAAGUGGAUACCAUUCCAGUACUUUAUUUUAAGUUAGUCUCUCCUGGGUCAAAGGGAAACAGGACUAGAUUUGGAGUCAGAGGAGCCAAGUUCAAAUCCUUUCUCUGCCUCUUACUACCUGUGUAGCCUAAGGCCAAUCAUCUAAUCUCUCUGGAAUUUGAUUUUCUUUCCUGUAAAAUCAGAGGGCCGACCAGAAGAACUCAGAGCUCUCAGCAUGUGAGCCUUCUUUGCUAGAACGAUUAAGGGUACAACUAGAAAUAUCUCCACCUAGGCUUCACCUAAAGCCAUGGCUAUUGGUAGUACAGAAGAGAAAGCCCUUGUCACCAUAGGCUAGUAAAGGCUCUGAGUUCAGGUUCCUCAUUACUCUAUGUUCUGGUGCAGAAAUGUAUCCAAAUGAUAGCAGAAAGUAGCUGAGCCUCUGGGACAUUAAACUGUUAUCCCUAGAUUCCCUAACUUCCCAGAAGUUACAUUAAAUUCUGAUUUGUAUUAUCUUAUUAAAUGGCACUAAGAGAUUUAUAGGAUUGAUCCAGUUUCCAGCUUAGAGUCAGAGAUCAUGUCUGUAUAGCUCAAAAGAGAAAGGGGUGAAAAGAGGUUUAAAAAUCUAGUUUAUUUGACUUGUCAUUAGCAAUUCUGAAUAAUUCAGACCCAAAAUAAUUGUGAAGUUUUAUUUCCUUUAAAUCUGGACUAUCUUGACCAACUUUCUAUACAAUUUAGUUAACCAGGCAGUUACAGUGUCCCUCCCUCCACCACCACCCCCAAAAGAGAGGAAAUGACUUAUGUAAUACAGGAUAUACUUUUAUUGUGAAAACUGUCUUUUGUGAAAUUGAGUCUUUAGUUAUUAGCCUGUUUUUAUUUUAUUGCUUUUGUUGUUUAAUGAAAGCAGUGGCUCCAAAAAAUAGAAUAAAACAACAACAAACAUUUAUUAAGCAUUAUAUGUACUCCACAGACUGUGGGAUCCCAGUGCUACAAGGGGGGGGGGGGGAAUGAACAUUAAAUAAUUCUUAAUCACAAAAAUCUUGUAUUACAUAUACUGGGGGAAGGGAGAGUUAAUGGAUAUAAUAGAUACAUAGUUAAGAACCUACAAAAUAUUUCAUUCAUUCAAUAAGCUUUGGUGAAGUGCUUGCUGUAUGCAAAACACUCUUUUGUGUUGGAGGAGGGAUGCAGAGAUAAAAUGAAAAACAAUCACAAGAUUCAAGAAGCAUGCAUUCUAGCAGUACUGGCUUCCAUAGGACACAAAAAGAAAUUUGAUUGAAGAGGGAAGAAAAACUUGAUGGAAAACCUGGGUGAUGUGAGAAAUGUCAUCAGGCAAGUGUGGAGAAGGGGUAGGGAGCAGCCCAGUCCUGCAUCUCUCUAGCUUUCUAGUAACAAACUAGCAAACUGAGCUCGGGCAAUGGCCAGUGUGCCCACAAAGAGGGCUCUGAGUGCCCUCUCUGGCGUGAAUGCCAUAGGUUCACCACCACAGCCUAUAGUGUGCAACCAGAAUAGAAGUUGGAAGGGAAUUCUGAAUGGAAGAAGUAAAGAAAGAGUCCUGGAGGAUGGACUAUGCAAAGGACAGUAAUGGAAAAUGCAAGGCAAUACUCAGGAAAAAGCAAAAAAAGGCUAAUCUGGCUGGGACAUGGAAAACAUGAAGAAGAGAAAAAUUAAAAAAAAAGCAUAGGCUAAAGCCAGAUUAUGAAGGUCUCUAAAUAACAAAGUUAGAGGGUUUACAGAUUAUCCUAAAGGCAAUAGGGAGGAACUGGAAAGUCUUGAGCAAGGGAUAGACAUAGUCAAAUGGAUAGGAAGAGUAAUUUUAAUUUGGCAGUUGUGUAGAACAAAGCUGUCAAAUGCCAAAUGCCCCCAACACUUCAGAGUGCUGCAGGAACCAGAUUAAAAUGUAAUGGGAAAAUAUCUAACAGAAUAAGUAAACCACCCUAAAACAUAGAUAGCAUUAUACUUUAAAACUAAAUCAAUAUGCAGCCCAUGGGCAUCCUUAUUACAGAUUAGUGGCCCUAUUUCUAUUUAAGUUUGACAUUACUGGAGGCUAUUGUAAUCAUUUCAUAUAAUAUAUUCAUAUACAUACUUAUGGAUAUUUCAGUAUGUGUGUAUGUGCUUAAAUGCCCAUUAUCUGGGGUCUAAAUUCAGAAUUAAAAAAAAAAUUCCUUUGACCACAAAUGAGAAAAAAAAUGUGUAAAUAAUUCAGUAUAAGCCUAUCUCAGUUAUCUGAAGUAAUGUUUGACAGAUGACAAGUCAGCAUCAAAAACUUAACAUGAGAAUAUCUCCUGAAAACCUUAGAGAUCAUCUAGUCUAUCCCCCAUCAUUUUACAAAUGAGGUAACUAAUAAUAUCAUUUUUCCAAGGUCACACAGAGCUAAGAAGCUAGGUCUGUUGUCUCCCCAGGAUUUUCUACCCCCACCUCCCUCCUUGGACAUCACAGUGGUCCCUUUACAUCUUCCCUGUGUAAAAUGAGGCACACCCUCAGCCAAAGUCCAGAUGUCAAUCUGAUCAAGAAAUCUCUCUUGUAAUUGCACAUAGCCCAGCUUUCCUGCAGAUGGGCCUGGAGCAUCCUUGUAAUUGUGAGAGCUUGACAAAACCGGGACUGGUUUUACAACCCCCUAAUUUUCUUUCUUUUUUGGUCUCAAGACGGGUCUAAGUAUGAGAUCAUGAUUUGAGCUUUAAAUAGUCUUUUAAAAAGAAAUGAUGAGAAGGGGAGGGAGAAAUGAGGGCAGGGAGAAAGAGAAAGGCAGGCAGCAGCCUGUUGAUAAAGUCCCCUUCUGUGCCACUGAGCACAAGGAGGCUUUGUGAUGCCCAGAGUUUCAGUGUUGAGAAUUCUCAGUACAGUUUAAAAGAGGUUCCUAAAAUUCCACCAUUUACAGGAAGCCUGCCCCAAUCCCUAUGAAUUCCAACACUAUCCCUCUUUUAAUUAUUUUCUAUUUGUCCUGUAUAUAGCUUGCUUUGUUUUUGUUUUUGUUUUUUAAACCCUUCUUACCUUCCAUCUUAGAAUCAGUACUGUGUAUUGGUUCUAAGGUAGAAGAGUGGUAUGGACUAGGCAAUCGAGGUUGAGUGACUUGCCCAGGAUCACAUAGCUAGGAAGUAUCUGAGGCCAAAUUUGAACCCAGGACCUCCUGUCUCUUGGUCUGGCUCUCAAUCCACUGAGAUACCCAGCUGCCCCCCUACAGCUUGCUUUGUAUAUAUUUCUUUGCAGGCUACUUCUCCCAUUGGUUUGGAAGUUUCUUGAGAGCAAGGACUAUCUUUUGCCUAUUGGGUAUACCCAGAUAUUAGCACAGUGCCUGGCACAUAAUAGGUACUUAAUAAAAGUUUACUGAUUAAUUGAUUGGAUCAUUCAGACUUUGGCCAGCCAUUUAGAUUUAAUUCUUAAUUAAUUUAAUUAAAAGUUAAUUUAAGUAAGUCAUUUUUAAUUUAAUUUAUCAAUUAACCAGCAAGCAUGUAUUAGCUGCCAUCUGUUGAGCCAGCCCUGGAGAUAUAAAUAUAAAAGUAAGACAGCCUAUGCCCUCUAGGUGCUAAUGUUCUGUUUUUAUAAUUCUAAAUUUAGAAGUAGAAGGGUCCUCAGAAAGCCUGUAGUCCAACUUCCUCAUUUUAUAGACAAAGAAACUGAGCAUUAGAGAGUGUGACAGGAUCAGGAGCCUAGUGUCCUACAGGUUCUCCGAAGCCAUUCAUUCCAACUCCUCGUUUUACAAAUGAAGAAACUGAAGCCUAAGGAGUUUAGAUGAUUUACCCAGUCUAAGUCCUGUCCUGUCUUGAUACUGAAACCAGACAGGCAGAAUGUAUUAGAAUGAAAAAGAAGUAAAGAUGAGAUGCCAAGAAAGUGGGCAAUGGAUAUAAUGCUCGGCCUGGAGUCAGGAAGACACAAAUUUAAAUCCAGCUUCAGACACUUACUAGCUGUGUGACCCUGGACAAGUCACUUAAACUUCUUGGCCCCAGUUUACUCCUCUGUAAAAUGAGUUGGAAAAUGAAAUGGCAAACCACGAGAGUAUCUCUGCCAAGGAAACCCCAAAUGAGGUCACAAAGAGUCAGACAUGGCUGAAAUGACUUAAUAACAAUGACAUAGGAGACAUUUCUGUGGGCUCACUCUUCAGAGAAUGUAGAACUAGGCAUUAAGAACUCAGAUAACACCACAGUGGGAUGUAAUCCCAAUUCAACAACUUCCUAGCUCAUGGAGAGGAAUGGAGGCCUUAGGCAAGUCAUUUAUCCAUUCUAGGCCUCCAUUUUCUCCAUUAUAAGAUGAGACAAAUGGACCAGUUGGUCCAUCUCUAAUAUGCUUUUUGACUCUGAAUCUUGGAUCUCUGAUACUAAGCCAUUCAUUCCAACUCCUCGUUUUACAGAUGAAGAAACUGAAGCCUAAGGAGUUUAGAUGAUUUACCCAGUCUAAGUCCUGUCCUGUCUUGAUACUGAAACCAGACAGGCAGAAUGUAUUAGAAUGAAAAAGAAGUAAAGAUGAGAUGCCAAGAAAGUGGCAGAAACAAAUAUUCUUUCACACUCCGACAUUCUAAGGAUUAUUCUAUUAUUCUAUUCUACUAUUCUACUAUUCUACACUCUAUUAUUCUAAGGAUCCUGGAUGUUUACCUCAAUGCUCGAAGAAGCUAGAAGGAACCUUCAUGGCCAUUGAUUCCAUCUGACAAUUAAAGAUACCAAGACCCAGAGGAGUUAUUGAUUUGUCUAAAGUGACAAUAGUAAUAAACAUCAAAGGCAAAACUUGAA